This is a messenger RNA of Naumovozyma castellii, 831 nucleotides long. RefSeq names its product Mgm101p (gene MGM101). Lineage: Eukaryota; Fungi; Ascomycota; Saccharomycetes; Saccharomycetales; Saccharomycetaceae. The transcript has a single exon. The record is from RefSeq and is a predicted model, not a curated record. The coding region runs from base 1 to 831 and encodes 276 amino acids.
AUGUCUAUAUCAACAAUUGCCUGGAAAGGUAUUACUACAAGGAGAGCUUUGCCUCUGUUACGACUUCUCAGUACAGGCCCGGCUAGUACUUCCUCGACAGCAACUGCAGUGAAAAAAGCUCCUUAUAAGAGCACAACAACAACAACAACUCAAUCUUCUUCCACCACCACAGCAAAACCUAAGCCUGUGUUUUCCAGAACUUUGAAUAGUGCUUUAGGAAAUAUACCCUUGGAGACCGAUUCUUCUAAGAAACUGGAAGAGAAUGAAGAGCCUGUUAAACCUCAAGAGCACGAUGAAACUAACGCCGUUGAAGAGAUUGAUUGGUAUAGAUCAUGGCAUGGAGUGGGUAGUAAGCCAUUUGGGUCCCCAAUUCAAAAGGCGUUAUUUCAAGAGUUAUCCCCGGAUGAUAUUGAAAUAAAACCUGAUGGACUAAUUUAUCUACCUGAGAUUAAAUAUCGUAGAAUAUUGACUAAAGUGUUUGGUGCUGGGGGUUGGGGGCUUGUUCCACGCUCAGAAACUAUUGUAACGCCUAAUCUCGUAACUAGAGAAUACGCUCUAAUUUGUCAUGGAAGACUUGUGAGUGUUGCCCGAGGAGAACAAGACUAUUUCAAUGAGAAUGGGAUCCCAACGGCCACUGAAGGGUGUAAGAGUAACGCUUUAAUGAGGUGCUGUAAGGAUCUGGGUAUUGGAUCUGAGUUAUGGGACCCUGUAUUUAUUAAGAAGUUCAAGACUACACACUGUGUGGACAAGUUUGUAGAACAUGUUGUCACCAAGAAGAAGAAGAAAAUCUGGUUGCGUAAGGAUAGACAAGUAGAAUAUCCAUAUAAAUAG